This is a messenger RNA of Gorilla gorilla gorilla (western lowland gorilla), 2703 nucleotides long. RefSeq names its product N-acetyltransferase 1 (gene NAT1). Lineage: Eukaryota; Metazoa; Chordata; Mammalia; Primates; Hominidae. The coding region runs from base 1074 to 1946 and encodes 290 amino acids. The record is from RefSeq and is a predicted model, not a curated record. Gene Ontology annotation, molecular function: arylamine N-acetyltransferase activity. The transcript has 4 exons.
UUCCUCAUAAACCUUGGAUGUGGGAGGAUUGCAUUCAGUCUAGUUCCUGGUUGCCGGCUGAAAUAACCUGCUCUCCAAAAUGUCCACAAAGGUGACUUAAGUCAGGUUCCCCCAAACCAGACACCAAGACAAGAAUCCAUGUGUGUGUGACUGAAGGAAGUGCUGGGAGAGCCCCAGCUGCAGCCUGGAUGUGAACUGCAACUCCAAAGUGUGUCCAGAGUCAAGGCAAGGGCACUAGGCUUUCCAGACCUCCUACUAAGUCAUUGAUCCAGCACUGCCCUGCCAGGACAUAAAUCCUUGGCACCUCUUGCUCUCUGCAAAGGAGGGCAAAGCAGCUUCAGGAGCCCUUGGGAGUCCUCCAAAGAGAGUCUAGGGUACAGGUCCAAAAGUAGAAGAACACAGAAGGCAGGCCAGGGGCACUGUGAGAUGGUAAAAGAGAUCUGAAGGGAUCCAGAAUUCAAGCCAGGAAGAAGCAGCAAUCUGUCUUCUGGAUUAAAACUGAAGAUCAACCUACUUUCAACUUACUAAGAAAGGUAUUAAGUGCCUUUCUGAGAGCUCUCAGUGGGCUUCCUAAGCACGUUCACUCUGCCUCCUUUAAGUCUUACAUUUAUGAUCAAGAUGAAAGGGAGGGAUAUAUCACUGCACAGAGAUUCUACAAGUGGAUAUAUAAAGCUAAUAAUGUUUUCAGUGAGCUCUUCUCUGGCAACUACUUUCCAAGUGCUUUCAGCAUUCCACCUUGAAGCACAACGUUAAUAAUGCACAAUUUCUUAUGUUCAGCCACAGAAUGUUCACGUGUAAUUUGGUUACAACAUAUUGCUCUAUCCAGGCCUCUAACAAAACUGACUUCUUUCAAAUGGACUUGCAGUUGCUAAAUUCCAAAUCAACACUUUAUCUUAAAAAAGGAAAAGGAGGGGAAGGGUGGAGGGAGGGGAACAGAGAGGGUACAAGAGGCAAAAAAAGAAAAAGAGGAAAACAAAUGCUUGUAAACAAGUUAAACCAAAUAAAAGAGAUAUAAAGUAAUUUCUUAAAAGAAGGAAUGAUAUUCUAAGCAAGAAUCAAAUGUCCAGGGGAUCAUGGACAUUGAAGCAUAUCUUGAAAGAAUUGGCUAUAAGAAGUCUAGGAACAAAUUGGACUUGGAAACAUUAACUGACAUUCUUCAACACCAGAUCCGAGCUGUUCCCUUUGAGAACCUUAACAUCCAUUGUGGGGAAGCCAUGGACUUAGGCUUAGAGGCCAUUUUUGAUCAAGUUGUGAGAAGAAAUCGGGGUGGAUGGUGUCUCCAGGUCAAUCAUCUUCUGUACUGGGCUCUGACCACUAUUGGUUUUCAGACCACGAUGCUGGGAGGGUAUGUUUACAGCACUCCAGCCAAAAAAUACAGCACUGGCAUGAUUCACCUUCUCCUGCAGGUGACCAUUGAUGGCAGGAACUACAUUGUCGAUGCUGGGUUUGGACGCUCAUACCAGAUGUGGCAGCCUCUGGAGUUAAUUUCUGGGAAGGAUCAGCCUCAGGUUCCUUGUGUCUUCUGUUUGACGGAAGAGAAUGGAUUCUGGUAUCUAGACCAAAUCAGAAGGGAACAGUACAUUCCAAAUGAAGAAUUUCUUCAUUCUGAUCUCCUAGAAGACAGCAAAUACCGAAAAAUCUACUCCUUUACUCUUGAGCCUCGAACAAUUGAAGAUUUUGAGUCUAUGAAUACAUACCUGCAGACAUCUCCAGCAUCUGUGUUUACUAGUAAAUCAUUUUGUUCCUUGCAGACCCCAGAUGGGGUUCACUGUUUGGUGGGCUUCACCCUCACCCAUAGGAGAUUCAAUUAUAAGGACAAUACAGAUCUAAUAGAGUUCAAGACUCUGAGUGAGGAAGAAAUAGAAAAAGUGCUGAAAAAUAUAUUUAAUAUUUCCUUGGAGAGAAAGCUUGUGCCCAAACAUGGUGAUAGAUUUUUUACUAUUUAGAAUAAGGAGUAAAACAAUCUUGUCUAUUUGUCACCCAGCUCACCAGUUAUCAACUGACGACCUAUCAUGUAUCUUCUGUACCCUUACCUUAUUUUGAAGAAAAUCCUAGACAUCAAAUCAUUUCACCUAUAAAAAUGUCAUCAUAUAUAAUUAAACAGCUUUUUAAAGAAACAUAACCACAAACCUUUUCAAAUAAUAAUAAUAAAUGUAUUUUAAAGAUGGCCUGUGGUUAUCUUGGAAAUUGGUGAUUUAUGCUAGAAAGCUUUUAAUGUUGGUUUAUUGUUGAAUUCCUAGAAAAGUUUUAUUGGUAGAUGAGUAAAUAAAAUAUUGUAAAAAAACUUAUUGUCUAUAAAGUAUAUUAAAACAUUGUUGGCUAAUAUAAUUUGAAAAAAGUGGUUUUUUGGAAGACUUAGGAUAUUAUGGUGCUACAUAAUUUUUCCUCGAUGCUCUCUUCCUCUGAUCUUUCUUGUCUCUUAAAUUACUUUACUUCCUUGCACACUUUGCCAUACAAGAAUGAACAUGAGCUUUUCUUGUGUAGAUCUGAGUUGAAAUCCUGUGGACACUGGGCAAAUUACUUUUUAGAUCUGUAGCUCUGACUCCUCAGGCGUAAAACGGGAAUAAUGCUUUUACAGUUUAGUGGCAGAACUAAACUCCCAAAAUUAUUUGUUAUAUGGAUCAAGUAAUAAUGUCAGUAAUGUUUUUGGUACAAAGUCAUUAUUUAAUAAAAGUUAUUGUUCUAUCUUGCUUGCCCCCCCCA